Messenger RNA from Colletotrichum graminicola M1.001, 2631 nucleotides. Its product is annotated as high-temperature-induced dauer-formation protein. NCBI's taxonomy places the organism in Eukaryota, Fungi, Ascomycota, Sordariomycetes, Glomerellales, Glomerellaceae. Gene Ontology annotation, cellular component: membrane; Golgi trans cisterna; Golgi medial cisterna. The transcript has 5 exons. The coding region runs from base 1 to 2631 and encodes 876 amino acids. The record is from RefSeq and is a predicted model, not a curated record.
AUGGGCGCCAGCGAUUCGAAGCUCGUCUUCAAGAAAGGCAUCUUUAGGCUUUCUGAAGAACGACACAUCCCCGCCGAUGACCCCUACUGGACUAGUUUUUGGGAGCUUCCCGAAUCGUCCGAGGAUAUAUUCAGUCUUUUCGCUCCCGCCGACAUCCGUCGCACGAGAGACAAGGCCCUCGAAAAUCUAGAGACUCUGAUACUCGCGUUAACAUCUCGGCUGUUCAUCCUGCGCCAUCACCCAUCCUUUCCCGACCCCGAAAUCGCUCCCGAACGAGAUGCUCUCAACUGCAUCCGCGUCCUAACACGCAUCCUGCCCUUCGUCUACGAGGCAGACAACCUUCAAUCAUGGGAGGAAGUGUUCUUCUGGGGUGCGCGAAGGAAGAGGACGAGACAAUCUGCCAUCGCCAACGAGGUGCUGUUUGAUGGGGCCCAGGAUGGCCAGCGACCGCCCAAGAACGAUGUCGAAGACUUUGAGGACGCCAAACCUCUCGCCGAGGAGCUUAUCGACACUUUGAUCGACCUUAUGUUCUUUUCCGACCUCACGCUGCCCAGGCAGCACCCGGGACGGCCGAAAGUCACUUAUGCCAUUUGGCAGAGCGGCGUUGGGUGCAACACAGUAGUGGCUACAACAAAAGAAUACGAGAACAAUCGAAGCGAGAUACUCCGCCUCCUUCUCACCAUGACCAGCCACAGCAUGUACAUGUCGCCAAACACGCUCCCGCAAAGGGGAGUCCGCGCCCUGACGCACAUUUGUACAUGUCCCGACAAGCAGGUUGUGCUGUCGGUGUUGUGCUCCUUGCUGAACACCACCCUGAAGUACAAUCCGGCUACCUGGCGUGUGCCGUACAAUACCUUGGUUUUCAAGGACGAAAAACAGAUUCUGGUGACAUACACGCUACAGCUUCUCUUGGUUUUCCUCCUAUACCCGAUUCCUGAGCAGAACGGUACCACUUCGAAGAACUACUACCGUCACUUUCUCGGCAGAUUGCAUCGGCCCCAGGACUUCCAGUUCAUUGUCGAUGGCAUGACGCGCAUCCUCAACCAGCCGCUGCAGGAGAAGAGCUCAUAUCUCCCUAGUGGACAGGCGGCAUCAAAGUUUGCUCCCGAGAUCCUCAUGCUGUUUUGGGAGAUCACUCAAUGCAAUAAGAGGUUCAGAUCUUUCAUUAUCGACACUGAGCGGGCGCACGACUUCCUCGUACUCACUCUAUUCUACGCCUUGGAGUACAAGAACGAUGCAUCCAAGCAAGGCCUCGUGAGGAUGUGCGCCUUCUUACUUCAGACGCUGAGUGUGGAGGCAAACUUUGGCGCCAACCUGAAUAAGGUCUUCGAAGGGCAAGACAGCCUCCCUCUGGCAAUCAGGAUACCCGGGUUCGGUGGAACGUAUGCCGAUUUUCUGAUCCAGUCCAUUUACAACCUCAUCACCACAAGUCAAGGUAGGCUGAAUGCCAUUUACCCGGCUCUCCUGGCCGUGAUCAACAACAUCGCGCCCUAUCUGGAAGGCCUGAGUUCUGCUUCUGCCUUGAAGCUCAUGCAACUGUUCUCGUCCAUGUCUUCACCCUCGUUCCUUCUCGCCAAUGACAGCAACCAUGACCUGCUUAGGUCAUUGUUAGAGUCGAUCAAUUCCAUAGUGGAACACCAAUACCAGAGGAACCCGGAGCUUAUUUUUGCGAUUUUACGCAAUAAAAAACGCAUCGAAGCCCUGCGAACAUUCACGCUUGAGAGUGGUCAAGAGGAAAUCGAAAGGCGAAACCGUCGCCGCAAGGAGUCCGCCGUCAAUGGUGAUGGGCUUGAACCCAGUUCGGUCAGGAGUUCGGUCGAGAGCAUCCGCAGUCCAACAACAUCUCAUCCUCGGCCGCCGACGUUGAGCAAUGUCCCGGAAGAAGACGACACUUUCGCCAUUGGGGACGACGAGGACGAUAGCGAAGACGAAGACCACCGUCCAACCCCGGCUCAAUCGACGACGAGUGAGAAUCCGUCCUUGGCGUCGUCACAAGCGUCGGUUGUGGAGGACGCGGUACCGACACAGCUCCGAGGCAUGUCUGAGAAGGCCAGAGGCAAGAUGCCUGCUGGCAUGAGCAACUUCUCCAGGCAGAACAGCACCACCAGCCUGGGCGGGUUCUCCGCCAGUGGGCAGUCUCAGUCCGGCGCCUUUGAGCCAACGGCUCAUUGGAUCGAAAGCUGGCUCCCAGAGCUUCCUCUUCAUACCAUUCUCACUGUGAUCCAGCAAGUGUCGGCUCUCCUGCCCAGACAAGCACUCGCCGGGGAACGCGCAACCCGCGAGACGCUUAUGAAGAUUCAAGAAAUCAAGCUUGUGGGAGUAGACCCGACCCCGCCACGGGUGCACUCGUUUGAGUGGUCGCAACUGUCUCUGGGCUGGUACGAGUCCCUUCUAUGGGGCUUCGUGUUCACCAGCGAGCUCCAGAUUUCAAAGGGUACGGUUGGGAUUUGGAACGGUACGGCGAUCAAGUUGUUCCGUGUACAAGAAACCGCACCGCAAGGCCCAAGCUUGGCAUCCCCUAGAGGAGCCGUCGACGCAGUGGGAAGCAACAUCGUGUCUCGGAUCGGUGCGAUGAACUUGCGUGGAGGACCAGGUGGCACGCCUCCGGGCGCGUCUCAACGCCCUGGAUGA